This is a messenger RNA of Oryza sativa Japonica Group (Japanese rice), 996 nucleotides long. RefSeq lists its product as uncharacterized. Lineage: Eukaryota; Viridiplantae; Streptophyta; Magnoliopsida; Poales; Poaceae. The record is from RefSeq and is a predicted model, not a curated record.
AGCCCCCUCAGUCCAUUUCGUCUUAGGCCUAGCUGCUUCCAAUCCUUUCAUUCUCUUCUGAGUUCAGUACCCUCGUGGCCUUGUUCUGCUCACUUCUCAUUGCAUAUAGUACACCAUUUCAUCUCCUGUCAGGACAAAGCUUUGUCUGAAUAUGCACACACGGACGAGGACUUCGUUGCUGGCUUUGGCCUCUCUUCUCCUCCUCCUCUUGGCUACAAGAGCACAUGGGAUCAGGCUGGACAGGCAGUUACAUGAAGCAAUCAACAACAAGCAGGAGAUCAUGCGUGACUCAAAGGCCGAGCAAUCACUAAAUACAGCUCGUUUGAUGAACAAGCACUGCACAUCCGAUGGGCAUUGCAACUCAGGAAAGGUACAAAGGCCAGUGGUGCAGGCUGAGGCAGGCGCAGCAGCGAAGCAGCAGCAGCAGAAUCAGAGCCUAGAGAGAUCAGGUGAUGCCAAUCAGCAGGAGCAGGAGACGGCGCCGCGACAGCAAGAGAAGACGUCGUCGACGGCUACGGCGACGAUGACGACGUACCCUGACAUCCUCGACAUCGCCGGAAUGGACUAUUCGCCGGCGACGAGAAAGCCGCCGAUCCACAACUGAGUGGCACGCACGCACGCACGCACGCAGUACUAGCUAGAAAGCUGGUACUUUCACUGGCUUAGUGCUUGCUGUAUUAGCUUAGUUUAGCAGUUUAGCUACUAGCUAGCUAGCUAGCUAUAGCUUAGCCAUAGCUAGCUGCUAGUAUUAGCUAAGUAUAAUUAGCUUAGCUAGCAGCGCGAGUCCUGAUCAUCGAAUAGAAUAGUAGUGCGUACAGCCAGUGACCGAUACUGGGACAGCAUUGCAGGAAAUGCUGCACCUUUUGUGAAGAAGAUGAUACUACAAAGCUUGGCGUCUCUCUCGUGUAUCCCGCGGAUGUAACAUGCGCGCCUGUGUAACACCGCCAUUUUGACCGCUAGCUAGCUAACUAAUUACUCCGUAGCUCGUUUGAGAUC